Harmonia axyridis is the source of this 845-nucleotide messenger RNA. Its product is annotated as thaumatin-like protein 1b. The record is from RefSeq and is a predicted model, not a curated record. Bases 55 to 789 code for a protein of 244 amino acids. The transcript has 3 exons. Lineage: Eukaryota; Metazoa; Arthropoda; Insecta; Coleoptera; Coccinellidae.
CGCCUAGGUAUAAAACCUGAUGCGGAGAUCCAAGUGUUUUCAUUCAUAAUAGAAAUGUGGGUGAGUACGAUUUUCAUCACAGUCACAGUGCUGGCCUGCACUCAGGCAAUCAACUUCCAAAUCAGAAAUGAUGCUGGUGGUGAGGUAUGGAUAGGCAUACAAGGAAACCCUGGACAUCCACACCUCAACGGUGGAGGUUUUAAGCUCGCACAAGGAGCUCAGGUCAAUGUAAAUGCUCCAGACAAUUGGGCAGGGCGUUUCUGGGGAAGAAGUUGGUGUGACGGUGGCACCAAUCAUUGCCAAACUGGUGAUUGUGGUAACAGAGUUCAGUGUAAUGGAGCUGGUGGAGCACCUCCAGCUACCCUUGUCGAGAUUACCUGUAAGGGAGCCGGUGGACUUGAUUACUACGAUAUCUCUCUAGUCGAUGGAUUCAAUCUAAGGGCGUCUAUCGCUCCACAGGGUGGGCAAGGUGAUGGUGGCCAGUACAGCUGCAAGAGAGCAGGAUGCGACACUGAAAUCAACGGUAGAUGUCCAGGUGAACUCCAGCAGAAAAAUGGCCAAGGAAUAGUUGUUGGAUGCAAAUCCGCCUGCUUGGCCUUCAACACCGACCAAUAUUGCUGCAGAGGAGCUCAUGAUAAGCCCGAAACAUGCAGAUCGUCCGACUGGCCUAGGAACUAUCCUCAACAGUUCAAGAAUUGGUGUCCAGAUGCCUACAGUUACGCUUAUGAUGACCACAAGAGUACUUUCACUUGCAAGAACGUGCCUACCUACAGAAUAUCUUUCGCUUAGGGUGUUUGAUCUGUUGUUUGAUCUUGAUAAGCAAUUAAAUUAUGUUCCAAAAUGUU